AUGGCCAGAAGCUCAAGAUCCAGCGUUACUAAGAAGAACAACCAGAGACUCAAGGCGAAUGUCUUUGGGCCUGUUGAGCAGGCGAGAGCCGAGCGUCUCUCGGCGAAGCUGCUGGAACUAUCCAGGCAGCCCAAGCCCGAGAAGGAGGCCGAUGUCAACAUGGACGUUGAAGAACAGAAUGAUGAUGCGCAAAUCAACGGCGAUGAUGCUGAGAAGAAGACUGAAAAGACCGACGAUAACGUCAUGGAUGUCGACUCGGCCAAGCCCAAGCGUCGGUCUGGUAGAAUCCAAAAGCAAAGGAAGAAGACGUCCAAGGUUGUUUUCCCUAAGUACAAGGACCGUCGCGGAGGUGUUCAGAAGAAGGCCUAA
Molecule: messenger RNA, 369 nt
Organism: Colletotrichum higginsianum IMI 349063
Lineage: Eukaryota; Fungi; Ascomycota; Sordariomycetes; Glomerellales; Glomerellaceae
Exons: 3
Coding region: 1-369 (122 amino acids)
Cellular component (GO): preribosome, large subunit precursor
Source: RefSeq, a predicted model, not a curated record